Molecule: messenger RNA, 1786 nt
Organism: Cajanus cajan (pigeon pea)
Lineage: Eukaryota; Viridiplantae; Streptophyta; Magnoliopsida; Fabales; Fabaceae
Biological process (GO): activation of GTPase activity
Molecular function (GO): GTPase activator activity
Source: RefSeq, a predicted model, not a curated record
CUUCUCUUCCCUUUCCUCGUCAACGACCAUUUUUCAUUCAGCGAAUUAUCCUAUUCAACACUCAUUGCCUACCAUCUCUCUCCUUCCUUCUCUGCGACACAUUCUUUCUUUCUUUCAUUCAAUUUCAUCUUUCACAAAUUAUUCCACAGCCUUCACCUCUGCGCGUUCAUUAAUCACUUCCCAAAUCGCUAAGAAAUUGAUGGUGUGAUGGGUCUCUAGUAAGGGACUUGUUGGAAUUGAAGAGCUUGGGAUUAGUUAAUGAUUUUUUGUGAGUGACUGAGGAGGGUUCUUAUGAAGAGUGGUGGAGCUACUGAGUUGAAUACCUUUUACCCCAUUAAACCAGAAUGCGUAGCCGAUGUUCCAGCCACUCGUUUUAAACCAAGGGCUGGCAAAACUCUAAGUCAAAGAAGAUGGCAUGCAUCAUUCUCUGAAGAUGGUCACUUGGAUAUUGCAAAAGUGCUAAGACGAAUUCAGCGAGGGGGUGUCCAUCCUUCAAUCAAAGGAGAAGUUUGGGAGUUCUUGCUAGGUUGCUAUGAUCCUAACAGUACACUUGAAGAACGGAAUGAGCUCAAGCAACGCAGGAGGGGGCAGUAUGAUAUGUGGAAAGCUGAAUGUCAAAGGAUGGUCCCAGUCAUUGGUACUGGAAAAUUUAUUACUACACCCCUCUUUGAUGAUGAUGGUCGGCCAACAGAUCCUUCUUUGGUAGGCAUCCAGACUUCAGAUAAGAAAGUUUUGCAGUGGAUGCAGUUAUUACAUCAGAUUGGUCUGGAUGUUGUUCGAACAGAUCGAGCACUUGUCUUUUAUGAGACUGAAGUUAAUCAAGCAAAACUCUGGGAUGUUCUAUCCGUUUAUGCUUGGUUGGACAAUGAUAUUGGUUAUGUACAAGGAAUGAAUGAUAUUUGUUCACCUUUGAUUAUGCUUAUUGAGAAUGAAGCAGAUUGCUACUGGUGCUUUGACCGUGCAAUGCGAAGGAUGAGAGAGAACUUCAGGUGCAAUGAAAGUUCAAUGGGGGUCCAAUCUCAGUUGGGUGUACUCUCACAGAUAAUAAAAACAGUUGAUCCCAAGCUUCACCAUCACCUCGAGGAUUUAGAUGGAGGAGAAUAUCUCUUUGCAUUUCGCAUGCUUAUGGUUCUUUUCCGAAGAGAAUUUUCUUUUGCAGAUACCUUGUAUCUUUGGGAGUUGAUGUGGGCCAUGGAAUACAACCCAAACAUCUUCCAAAAAUAUGAGGAUCCAGAUAAAGCAAAAGGCCCCUCACCUCCAAAUGACAAACUUUUAAAGCAAUAUGGAAAAUUUGAGAGAAAAAAUGUGAAGACUGGGCAUAGAGAGGAAACUAGUGCACUGUCUGUUUUUCUUGUUGCAAGUGUUCUUGAGAUCAAGAAUAGGCGGAUUUUAAACGAGGCCAAGGGUGUGGACGAUGUUGUUAAGAUCUUGGGUGACAUAACCUCAAAUCUUGAUGCUAAAAAAGCAUGUACUGAAGCACUGAAACUUCAGAAAAAAUACCUGAGCAAGGCAAAGAAGGCAUGACAAAGACAAUAGAUUUUCUGUAACUAUAUGAUGGCAGCUGUGGUUACAUGAUCUUCUGAGAUGGAUGACAAUUACAAAUUGGAGGUUAUGCAAACAAAGAUUUGGAUAUCUGUGCAUGCUUGUGUUUGGUAAUAUGUUCCCAAUUACUUUCAUGUGUGUAUGAAAGAUUAGUAAGUUGUAAUUUUGGAAUUCGUUAAAGUAUUUUUGAAGGUGUAAUUUAUUAACUUACAUUUUUUAAAAAAUAAGUUGGAGUAAAUUGAUA